Temnothorax curvispinosus is the source of this 1644-nucleotide messenger RNA. RefSeq lists its product as uncharacterized. Gene Ontology annotation, cellular component: membrane. NCBI's taxonomy places the organism in Eukaryota, Metazoa, Arthropoda, Insecta, Hymenoptera, Formicidae. Bases 1291 to 1644 code for a protein of 117 amino acids. Gene Ontology annotation, biological process: sensory perception of smell. Gene Ontology annotation, molecular function: olfactory receptor activity; odorant binding. The record is from RefSeq and is a predicted model, not a curated record. The transcript has 2 exons.
UACCUAUAUAUAUAUAACAAAGAUAUCACGAUGAUACUCAGCAAAACAAUUCACACUUUUAAAGUCCUGCGCAUUUCUAUUGUUAAAUUCUUCAGUCAGUCUGCGUAUUGUGUUUCUUCUUUCUAUUUUUCCUCCGAAGUUCUCUUACAUUUAUUCUUUGUCGAUUUCCAUUGUUUCUUCUCGACACGAUAUUACAGGUAAUACGACUAUUAUAGAUACGAGCAUAUAUUCGAAGAAAGAUCUACAUUUUUAAAGAAAAUUUGCUACCUCGCUCGACAGCGAAGGGUAGCCUGUUGAUCGCUCGUUGCCCCCGAAGUUACAAUCUUUGAACAGCCAGUGCUUGAGCCGUUCAAGGUGUAAUUACGAUUGAUUGAUGGUUGCACUUUCGUCGUCCCCUCUGCGAUCGGUCAGUUCUCUUAUCGUCAUCACGCGACGUACAAUAGAUCAAUCGACGUACAAGUUUCACGCAUAAUAUGUAUAUACCGUUUGCUCAUAUCGGGAGAUUUAAAAAAGCAAGUCAUUGCAGAAGUUAUUAUAAUCUCGCGAGAUGACUAUAAUAACACGCAUAACAAUCGUGAUUUUUUUGACUGAAUCGCUAAACGCGGUUAAAAGGGGUAAUUCGAGAAAGUACAUCCAUGUCUUUUUUUGACCUAACAAUAUCGCGCGACAAAAUGUUUCAUUAUUCUUAUAUUAUAUCAUAAAAUUAAUUAAUUAUUAUAAAUAAAGCAGAAACAGAAUAUCAUUACAAUUUCUUCUCACAGGCCUGUUUUUUAUUUUUUUUUUUUUAUGUUUUGGCGACAAAGGCACUUACUCGCCGUAAAAUAUUCAUCUUUUCUACAACGUUUGUAUAAGUUCUUUCAUAUUUCAAAUCUGACAUUUAUUCAACCUAUAAGAAUUCCUCCUCGUAACAGCUCGUAAAUGUAAAAGGUGUCGUAAAGACGUUCGUAUAAAGUGUUUUCCGGACUUUCCGUUUAGACACUUUUUAUAUUUUCGCGUGUUGUUUACAUUGCGCAUGUGUCUCUCGCACUAUAGCAGAUACUUUUGUUAUAUUUUGCGUAGAGUAUUUCACGAGAUUUUAGAUGGACGAUUGAAGAGAGUACAUCACUACUGCUAGUUCACGUAUAUAUCUGAUAAUAAAUUUAACGUUAAUCUCUAGACGCUGCCGGUGCUUUAACAUUUUAAUGUUCAUCAGCACCUUGACUUGUCUUCUACGUUCUCGGAGGUCUCAUUCGACGCUCCGCGAAGGGGUAAAGAUGAUCCACCUGGGACCAAAUUCGAUCUUCCCUCAAAAUGGAAUUACUGUUCGAGUGUAAAUCGAUCGCAAGACGCCGCCGCGCCGUCUACGAGUCCGUUUGGUACAAUAUGAUGCCCAGCCAGUGUCGAACUCUUCUGCUCGUAAUUGUGAGGUCGCAAAAGAGAUUGACGAUCGCCGCCGGAAGAGUGAUGGAUCUUUCUCUGAAGGGAUUCACCGGCGUAAGAUCCAUUCUCAUACAUACAAAAUAUUGCUCAUGGAUAUUAAACGCGUCUCGAAUGAAUAUCAAAAUGACUGUGCACACAAUUUAUAAAGUAAACGGCCUUCGGCGCUAUGCACAUAUCCGAUAUAAUACUUACAAUGAAAAGUGUCUUUCCGUAUACAAGUCAUAA